AUGAAUCCGAACUGGGAGUUGACGAAUUGUUGCCAGCAUGAUCAAAGAGUUUUUCUUGCAACAAUUGGUGUCUUCACUGUCGUCAUUCUCGCUUUAUGGAGGACAUUUUUACUGACACCUUUUAAGCUCAUCACCGUAUUUCUUCAUGAAGCAAGUCAUGCAAUUGCUUGUAAGCUCACUUGUGGUGAGGUGGAGGGUAUCCAAGUCCAUGCAAAUGAAGGUGGGGUGACGCAAACACGCGGUGGUGUGUAUUGGCUAAUUUUGCCGGCUGGAUAUCUUGGUUCAUCAUUUUGGGGUAUGGUUCUCAUCCUUGCAUCAACAAAUCUUCUCACUGCAAGGAUUGCUGCUGGAUGUCUUAUUCUCUCUCUUCUUAUUGUGCUAUGCAUUGCUAAAAAUUGGACGCUACGGGGGCUUUGCAUUGGAUUUAUUAUUUUUAUUGGCAUUAUAUGGGUUCUACAAGAGAUGACUAAAGUUCGCAUUCUCCGCUAUAUUAUUCUCUUCAUUGGAGUUAUGAAUAGUUUGUUCUCAGUCUACGAUAUAUAUGAUGAUUUGAUAUCUCGGAGGGUUCACUCUAGUGAUGCCGAGAAGUUUGCAGAACUUUGCCCCUGCCCUUGUAAUGGUGCUGCAUGGGGAGGGAAUGAUAUCUUUCAUAUUUCUUUGUGGAGCUAUUUAUCUGGGACUCGUUAUAUUGUCUUGAGGAUUAACGGAUUUGUGUUUCAACUCUGGGAGACAGCAGGAUCUUCACAAUUCUUCAAUUAA
Messenger RNA from Fraxinus pennsylvanica, 759 nucleotides. NCBI's taxonomy places the organism in Eukaryota, Viridiplantae, Streptophyta, Magnoliopsida, Lamiales, Oleaceae. The record is from the annotation of a GenBank genome assembly.